Podarcis lilfordi (Lilford's wall lizard) is the source of this 43115-nucleotide messenger RNA. The record is from the annotation of a GenBank genome assembly. NCBI's taxonomy places the organism in Eukaryota, Metazoa, Chordata, Lepidosauria, Squamata, Lacertidae.
CAGCCAUAAAGUUUCUGGGGGGAAAGGGAGUGUUUGAACCAGUAUGGUGAGUAGCUAAAAUGUUUUGCUUGCUUGAUAUCUUGCUUCAUCCUAAAGGGUCUGGGAAGGUUACACAAUAUUUAAUGUUUCAAAACUUUUUUUAAAAGAAAAAACUAAAAGAAAUUGAAAUUUCCUUUUAAAGAAGGCACACGUCCAAGCUAGCUAUUGCCCUCUAGGGCAAUUGACCUUUGCAGCAGAGUUCAUUCUGAAAGGUAGUGCGGGAGUUGGCUCCCUGCUCCGGGCUGUGGAGUAACCCACAAGUGUGGGAUGCAGUUCCACUAAACGUGUCUUGUUUACUGUGGGUUUCAAACAGGCCUUAAAGACCCACCUCUGUACCAUAGCCUUAGUAACUAGUUUGAUCUGAGAUUCAGAACUCUCCAAUUUUUGCCUGAUUUUGAUCAUUUUAAUGCUGGAUUUGUGUUGGUCCUCUUGGCUUCCAAUAACAUCUGGAAAUAGUGUUUUGAAUGUAUUAAUUCAUUUGUUGGUGUUUUAUAUGGUCUUGAAUUGUAUUUUAUUGUACACUUGAUAUGCAGUUAAUAACACGCUCUGUAAUUAAUUUUAUUUUUCUUGAAAAACAAAAUCCAAGUUUAUUAAAUACUACCAAUAAAAAUAGCCAAAACCCUCACUGGUGUUCUUCCUGGGAGGGCGGGGUGUGUGUGAUCUCCCAGAAGUCAGCACUGGCCCUCCCAUUAGGCAGAGUGAGGCAGUGCCUUUGGAGUGUUAUGUAAGGGCAGCCAAUGGUUAGUUAUUUAAUUUAUUAUUGUGGAUUUUGUACUCUCAGGGAAAGGCACUUGCAUGCCUAGGCGUCCCCUGCCCAACGGACCGUCUAAAUAAUGAGACAUGGCAAGUUCAAAUUUGGGCUAGGCCACAACUUUUCUUAUAUAUAUAAAAAUUUUAUUAGUUUUACAUAAUACAGCAAAAAUAACCAUUCCAAAAAAUAAAAAGAGGUUCUUUCGAACCUUCAGACCUCCUUCCUUCCCUCCAUGACUUCCAUUUCUAAAAGUUAUUCCUGCAUCUUUUACUGUAAUCCAUCUAUUAUGUAAUCAUGGUAACCGAAGUUCAAGUUACUUUACAAGUGUCAUUGUGUUCCUGCCAAUGAUUUCAACUGUUUACAGUGGUCUUUCAAAUAUAUUAAAAAGUUAUUCCAGUCUUUUAAAAAUACUUGGUCAUCCUGCCAUCAAUCUUGCCAUUUCCCCAUAUUCCAUUAGCUUGGUCUGCCAUUCUUCUCUGGUUGGUACUUCUUCUUUCCAUCUAUGGGCCAGAAGCAUCCUUGCUGCCGUCAUUGCAUACAUAAACAGUCUUUUAUUUUGAUAGACAGCUUUAUUGACUACAGAUGUAAGAGGUUUGGCAUAGGCAUUGAGUAGACCACACUCCUUCCAUCCCGUGUCAGCGAAGCUAAGAUGCUGACAGGAGGUGAAGAAGCAGGCAUAGGGAGAGAACAGUUAGCAGCUGAAGGCAGAGAGGAGAGGGAGAGCAGCUGUAAACUGAGUUUGGAACAAAGGGGAGGAGAAAAACAGGGCCAGAGUGACAGGCAGCUGUGUGAGAGCUCUAAAAGUGAGCCAGAUGUUGGAAUGCAGGAAACAUUCUCUCCCAAAUCUCGUAGGAUCUCAAAAGUGGCCGAGACGCACAAAAGAUAUCCGAAGAGAAGGUGGGGGUUUCCAUGCUGGGGAAGGGGGAGGAGCUCCAUCUUCUGGACGAUGGGUAGAGGAGCUCCGUCCUAGUUUGUUUUAGCAAUAAAUCUGAAAUAAUUAACAGCCACAGUCAUCUUGCGUUUGUGGGAGAGACCAAGCCAUAACAGCCCGCUUGCCGGAAGUACUUAAUAUGAGGCCAGCUGGAAGAGAGGAAGUUCUUGACCUACAUCAAAGAGUAGCUCCCUCUCUGGGUUGCACUUGGGCAGUGCUGUGGUCCUAGGCCCUACCUGGGCAUCCCGACAGAAGCAUCUCCCCUGGAUCCCUUUAAGAGGAUACCCCGUUUUCAGGAGGGGCAGGCAGAGGCUACAACCUCUCCUCUGUCCAAGAUUAUGCCUACCCAAUGCCCAAACUGCCAAAGUUGUGAUGAUUGCUAUGAGGAUGGUGAAAAUCAGAUGGGAGGAGCCAAUUAGCCAUAUGGGAAAAUUCCAGCCUGGUCCCGAAUAUGGUGACCGACAAGGUCCAUAGCAAGGCUGCUCAAUGCAACCCACAUCUGAAAAAUCAAGAGGGCGGAUGUGUGAUCCAGCGACAGUGGCUGCCAAGGCCAGCCAUGGGCCCUCUUUAAAUCCCUUGGGAGCAGGCCCGAACAAAGCCAACAGGGCCAGCCGUGUCCGCCCCCUGGAGUGGCCUGCCCCCAAGCCUGCUCACAAUUGGCCAGUUGUGAAAGCAGGCUGAAUCCACUUCCUGGGUGGCAAGCUCAUUCCAGGGACAUCCUUUGCCACCUGGGAAGUGGGCUAGAAGGCGGAGCCUCCGACAUUGGAAUCACGAUGGGCAGGAGGAGCACCUUCCCACAGCGUAAAGGGGUGAGUGAAUUUGUGGAACUUUCUGCCUCAGGCGUCAAAAUGACUUGGUCAGCCUGGGGUGCUCUGUGCUUUGAAUUGAGAGAGGUAGUAUUUAUUUAUUUAAGAAAAAAUGUUUUCUGCUCGAAUGAAAGAGAAAACUUUAAGCAGCAUGACAUUUGCUGUUCCAUCUGAGGCAGAAAAAUACCCUGGCUCAGCUCUCUGUUCCAUGGUUGGUGACAACAUGAGCCAGACUGUCCUUCACCCUCACUUCUGCAAAUGCAGGGAAUUGGGCAUGGAAACCCCAGUCACACACCCCAUGCCUUGAAGCAACUCUGUGCCUCCGUCUACAUGGGACUGGGAUGAUAAAAGUCCCUGGAGGCAAUUCACAGAGAGUGCUCAGCGGGAGGAGGAUGAAGCUAUUCACUUAGACUUUAAUACCUUGCCUCUUCAAUCCAGUAGGGUCCGCAGAGUGGUUUACAUCACAGGUGAGCAUCACAGACAACAAACGCCAAGACAGGAUAAAAAAACAAACAAACCAGAAAUAAAAAGGGCUGGUAGUUUGUUUAUUUAUUUAUUUUCUAAAAGGACUCAGCUGGCACCAAAUAAUUGACAGCCUUGGCACCAAAAGGAAUCCAAUGGUGGGGGCACAACUAUGAAAAUGUCAGGCUGGCGUCAACCUCUGGCAUCUAUUGGUAGCUCCUCCAUUAAAUUACUUCUUCUGGCCCAGGACUAGAAGCAGUGCUGUGGAUGGGUAAGAUUAGUGAUCAUUUUAAGAUCCCUCAACUCACAUGGGUUUCAGACAGGACUCACUCCCGGUAAUACCUAGAGAUGCCAAGGAUUGAACCAAUGACUUUUUGCAUGCAGAGUAGAUGAGCUUUGGCCCUCCCACUAAAUACAUUGUCCUUAGUGGUUUUUAUUUAAAGCAUAAAGGUAAAGGUAAAGGACCAUUAGGUCCAGCCGUGGACGACUCUGGGGUUGCGGCGCUCAUCUUGCUUUACUGGCCGAGGGAGCUGGCAUACAGCUUCUGGGUCAUGUGGCCAGCAUGACUAACCAGAGCAGCGCACGGAAAUGGCAUUUACCUUCCCACCGGAGCGGUACCUAUUUAUCUACUUGCACUUUGAGGUGCUUUCAAACUGCUAGGUUGGCAGGAGCAGGAACCAAGCAACGGGAGCUCACCCCGUCGCGGGGAUUCGAACCGCUGACCUUCUGAUCGGCAAGCCCUAGGCUGUGUGGUUUAGACCAUAGCGCCACCCGCGUCCCGUUUAAAGCAUAGGAGCCUAUUAAUGCCCUUUUCUGCCUCCUUAAGUUGCCUUUCCCUUAAACAUUUGUUAAACACAUGCAACCCAUUAAAACUCCCUUUAGACACAACAGUCCUAUAUCUACAUGGGCAAACUGUUCACAGCGAUACAAAAUUAUAAAGAGGCAACGGAUGAGGUAACUAUGUCACUUUCCCAUCAGUCUUCCUUACACACAGACACAGGCAAAUAAGUUAAGCAUGGAUGGGAACAUUGCAUGUUGUCAGAUGUCGAAAUUCUGUUAUUGUUUUCUCCUCACAUGGGUGGCAAAAGAAGAAGCUUUUCAGAGCUGGAAUUUAAACACAGCAGACAGUACGAAACCGCAUGAGAAGACUCUUGAUUCUUUCCAUCUGUCCACACAGAAGCCACAUGGCAACGCUAAAAGGUGUUCCAGCCUUGUGGCUUUCGUUGGACGUGAGUAAACAAUGUGUGCCUCUUGAGCCCGAAGGAGGUGGCGCAGGGGUGUGUGCAGAGUGCCCCGCCUACCCCAGGGAAGGGAAGGAUCAAAGGAAGAGGGCUGACCCUUCAAUUAUAAACUAAACUUGAAUUAUCUGUGUACAUUAAACUCAGAUGUUCCUGCAAACACAGUAAGGUCACCCAUCUUUCCUCCCUGUAAGAAACAUCCUGCUCACUAUUGCUGGAGGGUGGAAAUGGAUAAUAAAUUCUUUAGCCAUAUGAACGGAGAUGCCUCUCAGGUAAGUCCAUUAUAAUAAGCGCUUUACUAGUUUCUGAUUUUAAGGCUGACAACUUUUCGACCAGCUUCGAUAUGACUUCAACAAUGGCUUGACCUUUGCAGAAAUUCACAGGCAACAGCCUUUUCCUCUGUCCGGCGCUUUACCUGCUAAUUUUCGCAUAUGAAACUGUUGUCAAAUGCAGAGUUCCAGAAAGUUGGAAGUGCUGCCCAGUUCUGUGGACUUUAAUGGGACUGGGGAGCAGGGCUCGUGAGCACAGCACUUCCCCAUUUCAGAUAUGCAGUGCCAAUAUUUCAGUAUGAGUAGGAAGAUGAGAGUACCCCUGAACAUUUUUUAAGAAAAAAAAGAACUGGGUAGAGGAGUUAUAUACUUUAGGACUGCAGUGGAAAAAUUCAGGUGAACAUGUAAUGUGUGGAUGCAGUUAUGCAGCAGGGUAAUUUUAGACUCUAGACUUACUGGACUUAUGGGUUCUUCACCCCUUUGGGUUGUAUUACAUCACUUUAAAAUGUGGUUAGUCUGCCUUGUUUUUUGGGGAUCCUUCUGCUCCCUUCAGUUGAGCGGGGGUCCUGGAUUUCUGCCCAAAAAUCUUGCCCUGAUAGCACCACUGUGUGGUUGCUACCCAUAUAUAGGUGCAUGUAUAGGUGAAAUGUGUAUGCACUGUGUUCAAAGAUGCAAUUUCACUUGUGUAUGACAUCCAUGUAUUACAUAUCUGCUGUGAGCAAAUGUAGGUGUAAGAUCAAUUAUUUCCUGAGGGGUUCCGGGUGUCCAUAGCUGAAUGUAGUCCAUACACUUGUUCCUGUGGAGCUGGCCAAAGUUAGCCAGUCUCACAGAAUUAUUUUAGUAAAUAGCUUCAAUGAGGAAAGAAUUCAAUAUAAUAGUUAGAAGGGAUAGUAGAAGGAAGGGGUGGGUGAAAUUCUUCUGAGUAAUUUUACCAGUCUCUUAUUGACCUCUGAAUUCCCUAGGUGUUUUCCUUGAGGAGGAAAACCCUCAAAAUUGCUCAUACUGUAGGUAAAAUUUAGAUUUCAAGGCUGGGAGGAACUGAUUCUAUUAUACUGCUCCAAAUCAGCUGAAUCUGUAAUUUUGUCAUGGAAAGAAGGUGCAGCAGAAUGAGGUGGUAUCACUUCAGACUGCAGGUGGGUGAUGAAUUUCUGGACUGCUCCAAGUAAUAAUAAUAAUAAUAAUAAUAAUAAUAAUAAUAAUAAUAAUAAUAUAUUUUUAAACUUUUUGCCUCUCAGGUGGCAAGACGAGCUAGCACAUUUCUUCCUAUUGUGUUAGUUGCCAUCUUAGUUGUGUGCAGGUUUUCUUUUUAACAAUGGGAAGACUUCAAAACUGGUACCCCCAGCCUGCAGUCCAGGUCUGAAGGUGGGGAGGGGGAGACUAUGGAGACAUCAUGAGAGCCACAUACAAUCAAAGUAAAUAUUAUUCAGUUAUUAUCUAUUGUUACCCACCCCCCUGCCCGCAACAAACUCAAGUGCUCUAGACUCACAAAAGUCGGAAUUCAAAUCAAGGUGCUUCUUUUCCUACUUACAUGCCAGAUUUUGCAUGUAAGCAGGGUUCCACAAACACACUCGCCAAGUUUCCAAUGGUGACCAUAUCCUUUCAUCUGGCAACUGCCUGCCCCAGUGCUUGCCUUGGCCUCAUGCCUGUUGGAUGCACUUGAAAGCAGCAAGACUUCUGAAGGUCAGUGAGACUAGAGGGAUGAGUCCUGGAACUUUGGAUAAAGGUCAGAUGCUCUUUCCUUCAGUCAUACUCACCCGUUGAAGCAGUGAGUCGCCCCUGGUUCUAAGCUGUCCUGGAGCUCAGCAUGACAUUGGUUGAGACCAUUCCCCUUCCCUCAGUCAGGAGGGAGUAGGUCAGGUUUGUUUGAGACAAUCAUGCCAAGCCAACAUUUGGGGACUUCUGAAUAUAAAUGUUUAAUACAUAUAAAUUUGCCCUGAGUAGUUUCUGUUCUUCAGACAUUUUCAGUGUCCAAGCAGACUUCUACAGUUGAGGUUCUCUUUUGUUUAGCUGUGGCCUAUUUCGAAGAGCAGCUGCCCCCCCCGCCCCCGUGGACUAAAUUAAUGUGCUGAAGUUAAAAACGUCUUCUGAGUGAUGGAUUCUUGGCUCUUCUAGGGAUAAAAUUAACUGGUGUAAAAAAAAUUAAAAAAUCAAAUCCGCAUGGGUUGCUUAGAUUUGCAAACAACACUUCCAUGGAUCUAUUCAAGAUUUUCCUCAUAAAAUUGUGCAACCAACCAGCAGUCUUUGGAUCUCUUUGUGUCUUCACCAUUUCCUCAUUAGCAAGAUUGUUCGUAGUGAAUGGCUUUUAUUAGCUUCUUGUGCCAAGACACAAGAAACCCCUGCCUCCAAGAUUUCUUGACCACAUAGAAGACUUUCCAGACUGUAGACUUUGGCCCAGAUGGUUUGAGUUUGUCCCAUGCUUUUUUCUUGUAACACAUGUUUAUGAGAAAAGACUUAUGGUCAACAUUUGCGUAUGUAUCAUGCAGGAAUCCAGCUACAUUGAAGAAAGCAAGGCCCAGAAUGAUGCAAUCUCCUUGAUUUUCUCCCUCAAAGAAGAAGUUGGAGCGUUGGCUAAAGUGCUACGCAUAUUUGAGGUAUGUGCUUUGCUAAGCCUUUACAGCAAGAGAAACACGACUGAAAUUUCAGAACCAACAUCUGGCUGUCAAAACCGCAAUCCUGAUGCAUUAUUCUUAGCUGUUGAGUCCAGCGCUACCGCAGCAUCACCUCUGCACCCCACACCCUAUGUAUACAUUGCAUGCAUGUUAAAAAACCUUUGGGGAAAGCUCUUGCAUUAUACCAUCAUAUCAUUCUUCAUUUCCCCACUCCCAAUUCAUAUCAUUGGCCGAGAAAAGUGGAAUGCCAUGAUGUCACAGCACAAGGCAAAUUCUACUAGAUAUUGCAGAUGCUGGAACUAGAUGUACAGUUGCUGUUUUUAGUAACAGCCAUGCACUUGCUGCCAUGUCCAUGGGUCCCGUCCGUUUCCCCUUUCUUUGGGAAGAAAGGAACGUCUUCAGUAUGGGGCGUACUUCCAAGUACGGAGGAUCACGUAUAAAACUUUGCUGAUACCGAAUUUGUAUGUGUUUUAAAUAACCAUGCAGGUGGCAGCAGACUCUGCAGAAUCAUAGUGUUAAUGACUUCAUGAUCCUUGUGCUGCUGGAGACAGUUUCUAGUAUUCAGUUGUUAUUUAUUUGAGUAAACACAGACCUAACAUCACACUUACACCAGAGGAAUUGGCAGUGAGUGACCAGUACAGCAAUCACAGGGUUGCUGUGGAUAGCUUGAUAAAAAGGUUACUCCUGCGUGAGGCAUCUUUCUUUUUAUUAAAAAAGGAGUCAAAUUCCAUUCUAGAGAUCAUCAGAAAAUAAAGCUGCCAAUACUACAAUGCUUUUGUACAUGGAAUGACCACACUUGGGAUACUGCAUACAGUUCUGGCACAUGUGGUGGGAGUGUCCCCAAAUAAAUUUUCUUGAUGGAAACACUAUUUAUGGAAGUCGGAUGAUCACAAAACAAACUGUACUCCCCACAGAGGGUGCUAUUGAGCCUUUAUUAACAGCUCUUUUUGAAUUGCUAGUAACGUGACAGUCCAGGACAGUCUCUAGGCGACUUACAAUCAAGUUUUAAAAUAUACAAAAUUGUUUUAAAACGUAUAAAAAUCACUAUCAAAAUUGAACACAUAAGGCAUAAAAGCAUAAAACCAGCCUAUGCAGGGGCAGGCGAGAAGGAAAAGACUUAUCAGCAACCCAGAGAGAAGCAUUAACAAAGCCUUGACACAGCUGGAUCAUAUUUCAUCUGAUGCUUAAGAGAAGAGGAAAGUAUUAACCUGAUGCCAAAAAGAUGCCAGGGCUGGCGAGCCGGGCAUGACUCACUGGGGAGAGCAUCUCAUGUUAAAAGCCCAGCCUCUGUGGUUUCAUUUGUUUCCUUUAAAGAACAUUGAGUCUCCUCUUAAAAGCAGCUCAUUGGAGAGGAAUAGUUCUGAACAGAGAAACUGUUGUGUAAUAAACUACUGGCAACUUGUUUUGUAUCUGGGGGGAAAUUAAAUUAGCUAGCAAGUGAAAAGGAAAUAUGGAGAGGAAAUGCAAGUAGAAAAAGUUAUACAUCCCAAGACCACUUCUGUUGAUUAACCCAGGGAAAAAAAUAAUGAUUACCUAGAAGAAUGUGAACCAUAAAUCCCUUUCCAGCAAAGUAAAAGUUUGUGUGUGUAAUAAUUCCAGAACUGCUUCCCCCACAGUUGAUGCAUCUUACUCAGAACUCAUCUGUCUAUCAAGCAUCCCGAAAAGAAAAUGCAGUUCUGAGUUCUGAGUUGAAAAACUUAAUUUUUGCCGGCUCCUUUAGUGCUAGGCAAUGAGCAAUUGCCCAAACUACAUUGGCAGGUGUGGGGAACCUCCAGAUGAUAAUUGAACUACAACUCCCAUCAUCUCCAGCAACCUUGACCAAUGGUCAGGGAUGAUGGGAGUUGUAGUUCAGCAACAUCUGGAGGACUGCUAUAUGCAGUGGGCAAAAUGUACGUAAAGAGUCAAGUCAGAUAUGUAACUCUUAACAAAGAUUUCUCUGCCUCCUCUCCCUUCUGCUGAGCAAACAGAACAGUUAUCUUUCUCAGUAUUUUGAAUGUGCUUAUAAAAAGCAAUAUUUACUUUGGUCAGUGAAACUACCCUAGCUACCUUCAAAGAGUCACGUCUGCACAUUUGGCAACCGAGUGGAUGGUCACAUCAUUUUCGGAGGGGAGUGGUGUUUGUAUAUUGAUGCAACUGGCAUAGCCAUUUGCUGCAGGAGAUCUGUUCAGCCCAGAUAAAAAUUAACCCAUCCAUUACUCUGAUGAGGGGGAUGCGGGAAUAAACUCAUUGUUAAAAGUGAUGCACUUUCAUCAGGGAUGGAAACAGAUGGGUGGAGUAAAGGGUAAAGGGACCCCUGACCAUUAGGUCCAGUCUUGACUGACUCUGGGGUUGCGGCGCUCAUCUCGCUUUAUUGGCCGAGGGAGCCGGCGUACAGCUUCCGGGUCAUGUGGCCAGCAUGACUAAGCCGCUUCUGGCAAACCAGAGCAGCACACGGAAACACCGUUUACCUUCCCGCCGGAGCGGUACCUAUUUAUCUACUUGCACUUUGAUGCGCUUUCGAACUGCUAGGUUGGCAGGAGCUGGGACCAAACAACAGGAGCUCACCCCGUCGCGGAGAUUUGAACCGCCGUCCUUCUGAUUGGCAAGUCCUAGGCUCUGUGGUUUAACCCACAGUGCCACCCGCGUCCUGAUGGGUGGAGUACAUAUUGCUAAAAAUUCAGUUACGGAAUUGUGUAGGGCCUCAGAUGCUAUAAGUAAAUGGGGAGGAACAAAUGGUUUUGAGGGCAGUCUUUUUGUUGUCUUCAGUAGAAGAUGAAUGCAUUUUAUAAUUGCGAAAGAGCCAUAGCUCAGAGGCAGAACAUCUGCUGUACAUGCAGAAGGUCCCAGGUACAAUUCCUGGCAUCUCCAGGUAGGGCUGGGAAUGAGCCCUGCCUGCAUCUCUGGAGAGCUGCUGUCAGUCAGUGCAGACAGUGCUGAGCUACAUGGACCAGUGGACUGGUUCAGUAUAAGGCAGCUUCCUAUGUUCUUAAGGUAAAGGGACCCCUGACCAUUAGGUCCAGUCGUGGCCGACUCUGGGGUUGCAGCGCUCAUCUCGCUUUAUUGGCCGAGGGAGCCGGCGUACAGCUUCCGGGUCAUGUGGCCAGCAUGACUAAGCCACUUCUGGCGAACCAGAGCAGCGAACGGAAACGCCGUUUACCUUCCUGCCGGAGUGGUACCUAUUUAUCUACUUGCACUUUGACGUGCUUUCGAACUGCUAGGUUGGCAGGAGCAGGGACCUAGCAACAGCAGCUCACCCCGUCGUGGGGAUUCAAACCACCGACCUUUGGAUCAGCAAGUCCUAGGCUCUGUGGUUUAACCCACAGUGCCACCUGCGUCCCAUUCCUAUGUUCUUAAAAGGUGGCAAAUGGUUCAAACAACGUGCUUGAUAACACUAUCAUUAAGAACACAGAGACAGCUCUGCUCAGCACAACACUUGGCUACCAUUCCUUGAAAAAACAUUGAAGAGGUUUACCAUGAUGGAUGUGAAAGAAGACGUUUUAAUAGCAAAGGAGCUACAGAUGGGUUUUAUAGCGCAUCCCCUUCCAUUUUCACUAGCUGGGAAUCGGGGUCAUUCCAGAUGAGAGAAACUGUUGACUCAGGAAAUUCACCCACUUUCCAGAGCAUCCUGGAAACAGAUGUUGGUGCUAAUAUAAUGUGGGCAAAAAAGAAAAACAGAAAAAAAGCUUUGUUCAUUGACAUAUUGUUGUACAGGAUAUGGGAGGUGACAAUUCUCAACUUCAUGUCUGGUUUACUUCAGCUGGUGAACAUAGAUUCAGGUGCUUCUAGACUCUUAGUAUUUCCAAGCUGGAUUCAAUAACAUGCUAGCAAAUUUAAGUUCAGUUAAAGCUGAUAAUGGAGCACUUGCACAACUUGCUCCUGUCUUUCCAUCAUUUUUUUUUCUGCAAUAAAGAAAAAGUUAGGGAAAUGCACUGGGAAGUAUGGGGUAACAAUUGCUUGAUGCAAUAUUGUAUAACUUCCCCAUAAAGAAAUGAAAAUGAAUUCUCUGUAAAUAGUCGACCUUGUCUAACCACCCUGAACAUGUUGUGAAAACAAAUUGGGAUGAAUGCUCAAUAAAUAGGUCACCUGGAAGAGGCUAGGCUUUUUUUUUUUUUUUAAAGGUAAAAAUAGUGCAGUGGUUCAACAGGCCUGUAAUACCUUCUUCUGCUUCUUUUACUCGGUUUACAGAAUAAUGCAUCCAAGGAACCCUGGAGUAAACACUGUAAGCACUACAGUAGUACCUCGGUUUACGAACUUAAUCCGUUCCUGAAGUCCGUUCUUAAACCAAAUCUGUUCUAAAACCAAGGUGCACUUCCCCUAAUGAGGCCUCCCACGCCCGGUGCCCUUCCACCAUUCUGCUUCCGUUCGUAGACUGAGGUAAAGUUCGCAACUGGAACACUACUUCCGGUUUUGCAGAGUUUGUAAACCGAAUGUUUGUAAACAGGAUUGUUUGUAAACCAAGGUACCACAGUAUUUUAUAAUGGAAAACACUCUCUUUUGUUUUAUAAUUGUAAGCACUCUGAAAUGAAUUUAUAUGCAGUUAGUUGCAUGUUUAUGAGUACUGAAACGCUAUUAGGAUUUCAAAAACUUACCUAGCUCUAAACAGCUAUAAAUAUUUUGUUUUUUUGUUUUUUAUAAUAAUGUUUAUUAAAGUUUCAAAAAAUACGUGAAAAUACAGAAUAAAGAAAAAAGUAUAAAGUUUUAAGAUAUAACAAAAAAGUAGAAAAUAAGGAAAAACAUACAAAAUAAAACAGUUAAAAGCACAAUAAUUUUCCAUAACCUAUCUUCCUUGCUCUUAUUUCCCUGACCUCCUCAUACCUCCUUCUUUGUAUUCCAAUUCAAUUUGUUGGUUCAGCAAAUCCUUACCAUUAAUCUUUUACCCAAUUGUUAACCUUUUUUUCCAUGUCUCUUAAAGCAUUACAGCUAAAAACCUCUUAGUUUCUAUCCAACAUCCUUCUAAAGUUCCUUAAUUUUGCAAUAUUUCUGUAAAUAGUCCUUAAAUUUCUUCCAGUCUUCUUUCACCGACUCUUCUCCCUGGUCUCGGAUUCUGCCAGUCAUUUCCGCCAAUUCCAUAUAGUCAAUCACCUUCAUCUGCCAUUCUUCCAAAGUGGGUAGAUCUUGUGUCUUCCAAUACUUUGCGAUAAGUAUUCUUGCUGCUGUUGUAGCAUACAUGAAAAAGGUUCUGUCCUUCUUUGGUACCAGUUGGCCGACAAUGCCCAAGAGAAAGGCCUCUGGUUUCUUCAGAAAGGUAUAUUUAAAUACCUUUUUCAGUUCAUUAUAUAUCAUUUCCCAGAAAGCCUUAAUCUUUGGGCACGUCCACCAAAGGUGAAAGAAUGUACCUUCAGUUUCUUUACAUUUCCAACAUUUAUUAUUGGGCAAAUGAUAAAUUUUUGCAAGCUUGACUGGGGUCAUGUACCACCUGUAUAUCAUUUUCAUAAUAUUCUCUCUUAAGGCAUUACAUGCCGUAAACUUCAUACCUGUGGUCCAUAACUGUUCCCAGUCAGCGAACAUAAUAUUAUGUCCAACAUCUUGUGCCCAUUUAAUCAUAGCAGAUUUCACCGUUUCAUCCUGAGUAUUCCAUUUCAACAGCAAGUUAUACAUUCUUGACAAAUUUUUAGUAUAAAUAUUUUGAAUUAAACCAAUUGCUAGUAACAGAGAGAUCACGUUUUUUUGUUUUGUUUAUUAAAUUUAUAUACUACCCUUCAUCAUAAAAUCUCAAGAUGGCUCACAGAAUAACCACAGAAUUUUAACAACCCAAUAACCUGUGGAUUUAAUCGAAUUUACUAAAUGUUAGGGAAGCCCCAAAACAAUUUUUGUAGCUCAUUUCUGUACAUGUCUACUUGGAAUUAAUUCCAGUGUGUUCGGUGGGACUUAUGAGUGAGUACUGCAUUACAUCCUUAGACUGCAAUCCUGUACAUGCUUAACUUGGAGUUAGUGCACUUACCUUGGAGUAAAUGCCACUGAAAUUGAUGGGGUUUAUAUCUGCAUAAGAAGUAUGGGAUUGCCCAGUGAAUCUUUGAGCAAACCUCAAAGGGCUCAUCACACUUACCUUUUGACCCAUGCCUUCUAGGCACAAUACUAUGCUUUAAAGUUCCAGGUUCUAGUGAUAUUAUUAUUAUUAUUAUUAUUAUUAUUAUUAGCCCUGGCACUUUCCCUUCGAAAACCCACUCUUUAAUGCUGAAUUGGAACAAACAAAUCCGACUUGUCCACGAAUUGCUUUUUGCUCCAUUUCACUGGCAAAGAUCGGUUUUCUGCAGGGAAAAUGCCAGGGCAAAAAAAUACCCGCCCAUACUCAGACACUUUCUAGGACCUGUGCCUAGAAACACAGCACAAAAGAAAAUCUGGAUGAGCCCAAAGAAACACAUAAUGGAUACAGACCAGCAAAUUAGUUGUGACUACAGCCACAUUUAUGCCCUACAUUUAAAUGACCAUGAUACCACUUUGAAAAGUCAUGGCUUCCCGCAAAGAAUUCUGGGAGUUGUAGUUUGCUAAGAGUCGUUAGGGGACUCUGGUGGUGCAGUUUUCAGAAUGGCUUGACAUCCUGUCCCUCAUCACAGGGAAAUCUGGGAAUUGUAGCUAUGGGAAGGGGAAGAGUGUUCUCCCGAGAACUUUCAGCAUCCUUCGCAACCUCCUCCUUGUGUGGCCUUGUGGCUUUUAGAGCAGUAAUAGGCACUCCUUUAUCUCUCUAUUUCCACAGCUUCAGCCAUCUGCCCCUUUCUGGCGCCCUGCAGUCAUUCAUUCUGCUCCGCAGCGAAUCCAGGGACUCUCACAUAAGAAGGGUCAAAAAGAGUUUCAUUCUGCCCUCUACUUUGGCCUCCUUGGUGGUGGGUGCUGAGGUUUUACUCUGGCACCGAACCCUAAGUGGUGGAGAUGCUGUAACAUUUCUGGCUGUGGCUCUUAAGAUGUGAUACAACCAAGUGUGAUGCUCCAUAGCCCUUUGCAGUAAAGACAAAUACACCUCCGAUGUAAAGCCUUAAUCUCAAAGAUGAUCCAAGGAAGGUUCCUUGCUGAGAGCAGGCUGUGACUUUUUGAGCCUGGUCUCAAUCAUAAUAAAUCUUGCUGGGAGUAAUUUUAACUUUUUCCUAUCGCUGGAGCCCUCUAAUGAUUUGCGAGCACCUAAUUAAAUAGCAAACACAAAGCAUUGUCUGUGUGUGAUGCAGACCUUUAGAGAACUAAAACAACUUGACCUCGGGGAGCAGCCUAGUUAAAUGCAUUAUUUGCAUGGAGACCAGCUCAAUUAGGAGAACAUCUUUCCUGAGCUGCAGGAUUUGAAUGCACUUCUGACCUUUUCAACUUAUUGUGUUGGUAUCUGGUCAAACAAUUUAAGUUCAUCUGUAGUGUCCACUGCUAAGAACUCAGAGAAAGGCACAAACAGCAAUGCUCACGGCAAGCGAUGGUGGGGAGCCACUUCAGAGUUCUGUGUCAGUAAUGCACAAAGGUCUGCUCUUGAAUCUAUUUAAGGUUAAAGUACCCCAAAAAACAGCAUUUAUCAUGGCUAUUCUUGGAGGUGACUGUUUUCUAUAAUGACCAUAGCAGUGUUUUCAACACAGACCAAGCAGUCCUCUUUUUUUUUAACAAAGAAAGAAAGAAAAGAAUUUGUCCUUCUGGCAUGCGGUGAGGAUACCGGUCCAUUUAAUUGCUUACAAUAGUCACUUGAUAGAAAGAAGAAGUUGCUCAGGUGGCCAGCUAGGCAUUGCUGAAAAAGAGGAUUUGCAUCACAACAAGGAGAGAAUGGGCAUGAAAGUUGCAUAUGGUAAUUUAGGCAAACGUAUCCUCCAACAUUUCUGAAAAUGAAAAUAAGGAUGCCCUAGCCAUACCCAGUCCAUCGUUUCGAAUCAUAGAGUUGGAAGGGACCCAAGGGUCAUCUAGUCCAACCCCCUGCAAUGCAGGAAUGUCAGCUAAAGCACCCAUGACAAAUGGCCAUCCAACCACUGUUUUAAAACUUCCAAGGAAGGAGAGUCCACCACCUCUCGUGGGAGUCUGUUCCACUGUUCAACAGCUCUUACUGUCAGAAAGCUUUCCCAAAUGUUUAGUCGGUAUCUCCUUUCUUGCAACUUGAAGCCAUUGGUUCGAGUCCUGCCCUCCAGAGCAGGAGAAAACAAGCAUGCUUCCUCCUGCAUGUGACAGCCCUUAAGAUAUUUGAAGAUGGCUAUCAUAUCUCCUCUCAGUCUCCUCUUUUCAGGCUAAACAUACCCAGCUCCUUCAACCAUUCCUCAUAAGGCAUAGGUUCCAGACCCUUGAUCAUCUUGGUUGGCCUCCUCUGCACACGUUCCAGCUUGUCAACAAGCUUCUUAAAUUGUGGUGCCUAGAAUUGGACACAGUGUUCCAGGUGUGGUAUCUGACCAAGGCAGAAUAGAGUGGUACUAUUACUUCCCUUGAUGAAAAUAGGAUUCAAAUUGAGAAAAUAUGAUGCAUAUUGCCAUAGUGGGGAAACCACCAGGGGACUUGUGUACCUGCUCAGUCUUCAUAAACGUAGUUUGUUUUUUAAUGUACCGUGAACUACCCAGUGAUCCCAGCCACUUUCUAGGCCACCAGCCAAAAUUGUGCUUCAUUCUUCAUUAUGCUACCGUCUUUGUUCCAGGAGAAGGGGAUAAACCUGAUCCACAUUGAAUCCAGACCCUCCCGGCUGAACAAAGAUGAGUACGAAUUUUUCAUCAAUCUGGAAAGCAAGAACAUCCCAGCUCUUGAGGGAAUCAUUCAUACACUGAGAGACGACAUUGGAGCAAAUGUCCAUGAGCUUUCACGUGAAAAGAAGAAGGAUGCUGGUAAGGAGAUAUUGUUCAGAAUAACAACAUUCCUUCCCUACAGCAAAGUGGUUAACUGCCAGCCCUACUGUAUACCUGAAAGAGCAUCUCCGCCCCCAUUUGGCUGGGGAGGGCGGGAUAUAAAUAAAAAAAUUGUUGUUGUUGUUGUUGUUGAACCUGGACACUGAGGUCUAACUCUAAGGGCCUUCUGGCAGUUCCCUCACUGUGAGAAGUGAAGCUAUAAGGAACCAGGCAGAGGGCCUUCCCAGUGGUAGCCCCCACCCUGUGGAACACCCUCCCAUCAGAUGUCAAGGAGAUGAGUAACUAUAUAACCUUUAGAAGACAUCUGAAGGCUUUGAUUGAACCACUUAAAGACACUAUGACUAGAAUUUUAGUGACUGGGGUGGUUCCGGCUUCCUGGAAAGACACAUUUAUUACCCUGAUUCCUAAACAAAACUGUGAUUUAACAAAGACUAAAAAUUACAGACCAAUUUCACUACUUAACUAAUACUAUAAAUUAUUUGCUGCAAUUUUAGCCAACAGGUUGAAAAAGGUUUUAAGUGAAUCCAUAGGGACCAAGCAGGUUUUCUACCAGGUUGACAGAAGAAAGACAGCAUAAGAAAUAUAAUUAAUUUAAUCGAGUACCUGGAAGUAAGAAAUGAAAAACAAGCAGCUAUAAUUUUCUUAGAUGCUGAGAAAGCUUUGGAUAAUAUCUCUUGGUCAUUUAUGAUCAAGUUGUUAGAGAAGAUGGAGAUAGGUAAUUCUUUCUAAGCAGGAAUUAAGGCAAUUUAUACUGAUCAAUCUGCAAAUAUACUAAUAAACAAUAUUCUCUCUGACAAAUGCCAAAUAAGAAUAGGUACUAGACAAGGCUGCCCCUUAUCUCCAUUGUUGUUCAUUUUGAUGUUAGAAAUAUUGCUUCAUCAUAUAAGGAGAAAUAGGGAAGGCAAUUAAAGGUAUAGAGGAGGGGUGCAGAGUCUACAAAUUAAGGGCAUUUGCUGCUGAUGUGGUGUUAACAUUGGAACAACCUAUGGUAAGUGAUCCCAAAGCCUUAGAAGAAAUUAAAAGGUUUGGAGAAGUGACAGGUUUCAAAAUAAAUACAGAUAAAACCAAAAUGUUGGUUAAAAACAUGGACUAGCACUCGAAAAAGGCCUUAGAAAAAAUGUCUGGCCUAAAAAUAAAAGUAAAAUAUUUGGGGAUUUGGCUGAUGGUGAGGAAUCUCAAUUUAUUUCAAGAUAAUCAUAUUAAACUAUGGAAAGAGAUUAAGAACGAAUUGGAGAUUUAGGGAAGGAUGCAGCUUUCACUGUUAGGCAGAAUCUCAGCCAUUAAAAUGAAUGUACUACCUAAGAUGCUGUUUUUAUUCCAAUCGAUCCUGAUUGCAAAUAAGUUAAGUUGCCUCAAAGAAUGGAAAAAAGAUAUCUCUAAAUUUAUCUGGCAGGGGGAAAGCCAUGAAUUAAACAUAAAAUCUUGAUAGAUGUAAAAGAAAGAGGAGGCUUUGCCCUGCCAGACCUAGAAUUGUAUUAUGAGGCAGCAUAUCUGUGUUGGUAAAGGGAAUACAGUGGUGCCCCGCAAGACGAACGCCUCGCAAGACGGAAAACCCGCUAGACGAAAGGGUUUUCCGUUUUGGAGGCGCUUCGCAAAACGAAUUUCCCUAUGGGCUUGCUUCGCAAGACGAAGCCCAUAGGGAAAUCUCCGGGGACCUCUUUUAAAUGCUAGCGGUGGGGAGCAAAGCCUUCCCCCCCCCUCCGGCCUUCAGAAGAGGUCCAGGAAGGCUGGCGGGGGCCGAAGGCUUUGCUCCCCACCGCCAGCAUUUUAAAAGCAGUCCGGGAUAGCAGGAAGCGCUUCCCGCUAUCCCGGACGGCUUUUGACGGCAGGAGAGGUCCGCGAAGCCUGGGCGCGCUGAUCUCAGCGCGCGCAGGCUUCGGCAUGCCGGCAACUCUCCGCAAGCAGUGGCAGCGCUGCCGCUGCUCGCGGAGAGGUCCGCGAAGCCUGGGCGCGCUGAUCUCAGCGCGCGCAGGCUUCGGCAUGCCGGCAACUCUCCGCAAGCAGCGGCAGUGCUGCCGCUGCUUGCGGAGAGGUCCGCGAAGCCUUGGCUGGACAGCUUUUGAAGGCAGGCAGGGGGGACAAAGACUUUUGCCCCCCGCCAGCCUUCCCAGGGGCUUUUAAAUUGCCCCGGACAGCGGAGAAGUCCUCCGCUGUCCCGGGGCAAUUUUAAAAUGCCGCCCGCCAGCAUUUUAAGAUCGCCCCGGACAGCGGAGAAGCCCUCCGCUGUCCCGGGGUUUUUUAAAAUGCUGGGGUGGGUGGGAAGAAAAGCCCUUGUCCCCCCCCCCAGCCUUCAGACCAGGUCCGGGGACAGUCUGUCCCCCGACCUGGUCUGAAGUCGGUUUCCCUAGGAACGCAUUAAUUGAUUUUCAAUGCAUUCCUAUGGGAAACCGUGCAUCGCAAGACGAAAAACUCGCAAGAAGAAAAAACUUGCGGAACGAAUUAAUUUCGUCUUGCGAGGCACCACUGUAGAUCAUAUUGGAAAAUGCAGAUAUUUUAGAUUUGGAAGGCCAUGAUAUAAAAUUUGGCUGGCGUGCAUGUCUUUGGUAUGUGUAAUGUUUAUAUAUAUAUAUAUAUAUAUAUAUAUAUGUAUAUUCUUACUGAUCCUUCUAGACUUUUUGGGACUAGCAUUGAUUAGCUACAGAGACUAGAUACUGUGGGAUUGUUAGAUAGCAUACAGCAGGGAUAGGGAACAUCUGUGAUGCAUUAGAUGUUUUUGGACUAUGACACUUAUCAGCCCCAGGCAGCAUGGACAAUGGUUAGGGUUGAUGGGAUUUGUACUCUAACAACCUGGUUUAGAUGUAGCUGGAGCAGCUAUAUCUCCUUUGACCCAGAUGGUAGGAGGGAUGCUUGAGGAGUUUGAUUUCUGUGAAUUCCAGUGUAGACUGAUGUGAUCCAUACCUCCUGGAUUAAUUUGUUGAUUAGAACAUAAUUAUCCUUUGCACAUUUCUACAUCUUUCUGAUACAGUUAUUGGCUAAUAAUAAUAAUGAUAAUACUCAAGGUUUGGAUUCAGCUCCCUUUUACCAUCAAUGCAAUGUUGAUGGCUGUUGAACUUGCAUAAGAGAAAGAAUAUUAGUUGUGCAAUAUGAAAUCCAACACAUCGGUUGUGCCAGCCAUUGCGCAACCAGUUGUUGCACAACAGAAUGUAUUGGGGCUACAGCAAUUGAUUGGUCCACCAGCAGCAAGAAGCAUGUUAGCCUCCAGCCGUUCUGCAAGAGCAAGUCCUUUUGCAGCUAGCACACUGCCAUGGGUCUUCAGCUUAGUGUGGCAUUGUAUUCCUUCCUCAAGGUAUUAAAUCUGAAUAUAAAAUAUGUUUGUACAUUGAGUUAUAACUGUGUGAUUUAAAUACAGUGGUACCUCUAGUUACAUACUUAAUUCAUUCCGGAGGUCCGUUCUUACCCUGAAACUGUUCUUAACCUGAAGCACCACUUUAGCUAAUGGGGCCUCCCACUGCCGCCGCCGUGCGAUUUCUGUUCUCAUCCUGAAGCAAAGUUCUUAACCCGAGGUACUAUUUCUGGGUUAGCUGAGUCUGUAACCUGAAGCGUAUGUAACCUGAAGUGUAUGUAACCUGAAGCGUAUGUAACCCGAGGUACCACUGUAUGUAUAUUGUAACAAACCACAUAUUUAAUGACAUACUUAGGUAUGUUCUUAAUGUGGAUUGUUUAAAAGAAUUGCUUAUUUGUGGGAAAACAGAUCAGAACAGACUUAUGAAUGAAUCUGUGAAGUUUGCACGGGUCGGGAACAAGCUGAUUCAUCCAUACCUAGUCAGUGGCAAAUAUUUCCCCACAAUCACUGUGCCAAAUGGUUCAGAUAUGUGCCAUAUUCAUAAAGACAUAACCUAAGGGCCCAAAUCAGACCAGAGGUCCACAUGGUCAAAAUUCCUGUUCCCAAGAGUAGGCACUCAGAGAAGUCCACAAUCAGAGCAUGAGUCCCAUCACGCCACCUGUUUGCACUCAGAAUUUGUCACUUAUGGAUUCCUUAUUCAUUAUACAGAAAUAAAUAUGCACACAGGAGUAAGACAAUCACCUGGAGGUAGCUUUUCUUUGAGCAGUGCAGUAUUCCAUGAGUGACCACAUGCAGACCCUUCUCUAUGUCUCAUACACAUGUACACGUAUCCAAAUCUUAAUGCCCUCCUGGCGUCUCAAGCAGCAGAUGUGAUCUUAAUAGGAUUUCAGUUAAGGUUGGCUUAAAAUGCUUUAGGUCUGCUGCCUCGUCUUCCUUCCCGGGAGCAACAUGAAAGGGUAGUAAUAUCUUCCUGGAAUAAAUCCUUAUAAUCUCCUUACCCUUCCCUUUGUGUCCUGUCCAUGACAUUGCAUUGAGAAAAAGGAAAAUAUUUGGAGCCCUCCAUUCAGGAAAGGGGCAAAAUGUUAUGGCUUGGCAGGGAAUCACAAUCACUUAAAAGUGAAGGUUUAAUUACUUUGGGGACUGUGUGGGUCUGCGGGGGGAGGGGAGGUUAUCUUGCUUCAUCUUUCUUAAUUAUAAUUUGGACAAAAAAAGAGAGAGAAGAGGGCUCUACUUCUCUGUCAUUUAUAGCAUCUUAUGGCAUGUUCCAUUAAACAUAAGACCCAUUGAAGCUGUUGGGUCUUAGUUUGAAGUUGAUGCAGUUAGGAUUGGGGUUUACAGAAAGCUGAUUUACGCAGCCAUCUUGUAUAUUGCAAAGUUAUCAUAAGCAGCCAACCUUCCCAUAAAGCAAUGCAGAGAAAGGUGCUUUGAGCAGCAGCUUUCAAACAGGACAUCACCACUCCCCUGUCUCCAAUCUGUGUGCCAUUUUAGUUUGUCUUACUAGUUGCACGAAGCGUGUGCACACACAGAAACCAACCAGAUAAAACUUCUCCUUGCUUUCUGUAGUGAGGGAAAACCAGUCCGGCUUUAUUUCUGCCUGUCCUUGCAGGUGUCAAAGGCACAGGAGCCCUGCCAACAAAAAAAAUAUGGCAACCACACAACUAGCUCGUUCGAAAGGGCUGCUGCUAUGCUUCAUAAUGUAACUGAACCGCCAUCAAACUCAAGUGUCCAUUCCAAAGGUUUAAUCUGCCUGUACGAAAAGAGUCGUGCCAUUUUUAUUUUUGUCAAACCCCAAAACUUAAGUGUAUUACAAAGCAGAUGAAAGCAACUAAUGUUUUAGUUGCACUAACCAUGAAUUAAGUUGUUCCAGCCAUUAAUCCGUUGAAUAAAAUUCACAAUCGCUACAGAUUCUUGUAGCUAUUGAUCCAUGUGGAGAAGCUGACUCAAACUCCCUGCAAAUCAGGAGUGAGCUCAUCAACAAAGUCCUGGUGUGCGCGUGCGUGCGCACACACACUUACUGCCAUCAGUUUUGCUGCUUGACCCUGCUUGGGAAUUCCGCUGUGUUUCUCGCCCAGUGGGUUUGGCACACAAAGGUUUAUGCCAGAAUAAAUUUGCAUGUUCCAAAUCUAAAUAGAUUUGAGUGCUAGAAUUAUUUAAUUCUGAUAUGCUAGUUAUUCAUGCUAGGCAAGGUGCACUGUGUUCUUUAAAGGGUUUUGAACAGUGAGUGGGAAAGCAUGAAUUGCACGAUAAGACAAAAUAAUGUGGAUUAAGGUAAGAAAGGCAGAGACUCCUAAGCUACAUUCAGACCAUACAUUUAAAGCACUACGAUACCACUUCUGUAGCUUCUCCCAAAGAUUCCUGGGAGCUGUUUGUUGAGGGUGCUGAGAGUUGCGGGGAGAUUCGUCUUUCCUUCACAAGUUACAAUUCUCUGUUUUCUGAAACUGUAGCUCUGUGAAGGAGAUAGGUGCCUCCUGGCAGCUCUCAGCAUGUUUAACAAACUACACCUCCCAGAUCUUUUUGAGGCAAGUCAUGCUUGUUUAAAGUAUCAUAGCUCUUCAGGUUGCCUAUAUGACUUUUCUGCCUCCCACUCCCUCCCCCCUUUUUAAUAAUGUAAUGAUGACACUAGGUUUCUCUGUUUUGUUUUAGUUUGUCAUUGCAGCCAGAGUAUUAUGUAACAUUUAACUUGGUGUGUGGGUUUUAUAUGCAGGAAUAAUUGAUGUAAUAAAAAUUUUUGAUAUCUUAAAAAAAAAACAAAAAAAAAAAAACCAAGCUCCUCCAGUCUAGAGGGAAAAGCUUUCUCCAGACUAGCCAUGAGCUGUACUCAAAACUAAGCCACGGUGCCAUUUGCUCACAAGCCUUUUUAAUAUGGGCAAAAAGUUCAGACCCCCCUAGUAGCCUUGAAUAAAAUAAUUAAAUAUGAUUCUGUUUCAGUGGGAGUUGGGAGGUAAAGACAAUGCUUUGCUGUCCAGAGACAAGCGAGAGGCUUAGAGUCUGUAGAAGCCUUGUUUGUUAGGACCCUGGGGCUGAGCUGAGCAGUUGGCUAUGUUUUAAAAGGCUCCAACCUGGGCCUAGGACCGACAAUAAAUUUUAAAGCCCUGUCUCUGACCCCUCCCCAGAACGGAUAGAGUUCCACAGAACCUCUGAAGCCCUCUGGUUUUGUUGCCCCCUCAUAUAAAUAGCUGAUUAGCAUCCUAUUAAGCAUCUGACCCCAUGUUAAAUUGGUCACUACUUGGGUGUUCACCGCAGGACCAUAAAACUCUGCUGUUUCUCCUGCAGACAAAUCAAUAUUUAUUACUGAUCAGCCUGCAUUUGCUCUGCAGAGCUUCACAGAGGGUCAGUGUUGCAACAGCUUGCUCUGGCCAUUCAUUAAUGGCAGCAGGAAGAGACAACAUGUCUGGCUAACUGGGGCAGGAGGAGAGAGCCCAAAAGAACAUCUCAGCAAGCAGAUAAUGUGACUUUCUAUUUUUAAAAAGAUCUCUUGGAAUGCUGUUGUUGUUUGCUCUUUGUGGCCAAUUGUUCCGGCAUAAGCUGGGCAGUUGAGCCCAAAUUAGCCCUUGUAACAAUUUAUUUGCCCAAAGUCCCAUCUAGUCCUGGGGUGGGGAACCUAGUGCCCUCCAGAUGUGGUUGGACUCCAACUCCCAUCAUCCCUUUGGUAAUGCUGACUGGGGCUAAUGGGAACUGCAAUCCAGCAACAUCUGGAGGACACGAGAAUAGCGAAAGCUUUUCAAGCACAGCCUUAGUUUGCAAUCCUGUACCUUUCUACCUGACUGUAAGCCCCCACUUAAUUUUAAGCAGACCGGGGAUGAAGACCCUGUGGCCCUUGAGACAUUGUUGGACAAAAUCAAUGGCCACCCACUGAGCCUCUUGGACUUGCCGAUCAGAAGGUCGACAGUUUGAAUCUGAUUGGGUGAGCUCCUGUUGCUCUGUCCCAGCUCCUGCCAAUCCAGCAGUUCGAAAGCACACCAGUGCAAGUAGAAAUAUAGGUAUCACUGUGGCGGGAAGGUAAACAGUGUUUCUGUGCAUUCUGGCUUCUGUCAUGGUGUCCCGUUGCACCAGAAGCGGUUUAGUCAUGCUGGCCACAUGACCUGGAAAGCUGUUUGCGGACAAACUCCGGCUCCCUCGGCCUGAAAGUGAGAUGAGUGCUGCAACCCCAUAGUCGCCUUUGACUGGAUUUAACUAUCCAGGGGUCCUUUUCCUUUUACCUUACUGUGAUUGCAGUAUUACUACAUCCAAUAAAGAGAGGUCUCCUGGCUCAAGGGCAGAGCACAUGCAUUGCAUGCAGAAUGUCUUGAGCAGAUUUAGUCCUUAGCAUCUCUGCUUUAUCAAGAGCCCAUUCUCAGAGUCUCUUGGAGAGUCUGCUGUCCGUCAGACACUUCUGGGCAGGACAAACCAACGGUUAUAUGCCUCAGCACUGACAGAAGCACAUAAAAGAGCUCCAGAGGUUCAUUCAGAAGUGGAUAGCUCAGUUGGUUAGAGCGUGGUCUGAUGCCAAGGUUGCAGGUUCGAUUGCUGUAGGCAGCUGCAUAUCUCUGCAAUGCAGGGGUUGGACUAGAGAUGAUCCUCAGGGUCUACAAUUCUGUGGUUCUAGGAAUGUAGUCCCUGAAACUAUGGGGAUCCCUCUUCGCAUCCAGCCUCCAUGUGCCAGAAUGUGCACAAUGUGGCUAAAAGUGGCUUUCACACAAGGUACCUAUUUAUUUCAAACCUUAGUCUUCCAGCUUCCUUCCAUCACUGAAAUGUGUUCUGUGGGGUUCAGAGAUGGCCUCCCAUCCGGUCACUGCCCAGACCCAGACCUGUCUAUCAGCUGUCUGUCUCGUGCUUUCAGACCAUACCGUGGGAUGUACCUCUGAGCAGCGCAUGAGAAUCGGGCACAUUGGCCGGCUGGUUAGCAACACAGUCACACUCCUCCGCAAUGCUGUUAUUAACAGCAGGAGAGAAAGUUUGCUCUUUUUAAAUUUCCCAAAAAUCUCCUUGCACAGGUAGAAAUCUGAGUUUCUUGUGCUUAUUAUGUUAGAGGUAUCCACCCGUUGCAUUUAAGGCGUGUACAAUCUGUGUGCCUGUGUAUGCCAAACCAACAAAUAAUUGGCUCUUUAAUGCAAACACUUGUAUGCGUGUAAAGCCAGCUUGUGCCUGUGUUCCUUGUAGUGUGUGGACAAGCUUAUUGUUAAAGGUCUUUAAGAGAGACCUACAACUUCCCAAAGUAAACAGAACUCUUAAGCAAGAGAAAGUGUGUGUGAUUGAGGCAGUAAUAUUUUGCUUCUGCUGCCCUCUCGUGGUACAAUUCAUUAUAUUUCUUAGCUUUUAGGGGGAACACAUUUCAAUAUCCUUGCUUUAUUGCUGUAUGAACUGACAUAUUUUAAUAGACAGAGGCUAUGUAAGAGACAGAAAUUCAGUGCACAAAGCUUUUCUUAUAUGCCAUGUAAAUGCCAAAAUGUCAUCCUAGGCAGCUUUCGUCAACUUGGUGCCUUCCAGAUAUUUUUGGCUGCAAGUAUCAGUCACAGUCAGCACAGCUGUAAGUUAGACUUUUACAUCAAAAACAAAAAAAGUAGGCUUGUGACUCCAUAAACACUAACUGAUUCCUUGUACCAUCAAGAAAUAUGCUAGUUCUUAAAUGCCAUUAGACUCAGUAUUGUCAAUGCUUUGAAUACAAGUAUCAUUAUUUUCUAGCAUUAACAUUAAAUAAGGGCUAACACUUUGCUGAUUUAUAUUUGGCGAAGACCGUAGCUCAGUGAAAUAAAGUCACUGAAGGGAGCCAGCAACAAGAAGCUAAAGACUAUUCAUGUUUUCUUUCCCGCUGUCUAGUUCCAUGGUUCCCGAGAACGAUUAAAGAACUGGAUAGAUUUGCCAAUCAAAUUCUCAGCUACGGAGCAGAAUUGGAUGCUGACCACCCCGUAAGGCAAAAAAAAGUCUUUCUGUUUACAUACUUUAAAAAAAAUGAUGUUUCUAGUCCUCAUGAGCACAGAGAACAACUUGAAAACAUUAUUGGUGUGCUCCAGACUGAGACCUUUAAAGCUUUAAAAUCAAGACACCCUUUUCUUCCCCUCCCUGCCUUUGCAUAGCAUUCAGCCUAAUGGAGAAUUCUGAAGAACUUGAAAGCUCCUUCACUGUUUUGUGACAUUUUUUCUUGGCCUAAUAAAGGCAAUGCCCUACUAUGAAUUCUGGAUCUUUUUUUCUUGGAUACUGUUGGGGUUUUUGUUGUUGAUGAUGAUUACAGCUCUAUUCAAAAACCCCAUAGAGCUUCUACCAGCCAGUGCAGACAACAGUGAAUUAGAUGCACCAAUAGUAUGAUUUGGUAUAAGGCAACUUCCUAUGUUCCUAAAAACUUGGGACAAAUAUUUUCAGAAUGAACCCAUGAUGUAUUAUAGGAAAUAAUUCAGGGUUUUGUAAUGUGUAGGUAAUGUGUGGGAGCCAUAAAAAUACAUGCCCUUACCCCCCCCCUUGUAGUCUGAAAUGGUGCAGUCCCAAAUUAGUACAGUUUAUAAAACAAAAACGUGGAGCCACUCCAAAGGCUAUAAUUUAUUCUAAGCCUAUGGAUGCGGCUCUCUGGCAGGUAAUUUUUUUUUUUUAAUGAAUGAAACACAGAAUCCCAAAGCAAGUAAACAACUUGCUUUAUCCUUUCAGGCUAAUAGCACCUUGUUCUGAUGUCAGGAGACGAAGCGCAGCAGCCAGGAUUUACUGCUAUUAAUUCAACGAAUGCAGGAUACUUGCAAAUAAAUUACACGCAGUGCAGCAAUUUUUUAAAAUAAAAAAUAAAAUUGCAGCUAUUACAUUAAUUGGGGCAGUGUGAUUUGUCUUUCACUAGAUGUAGUUUAAUCUGAAAUGAGCUAUGUAUUCUGUACAGUCACUUGGCACACAAAUAUUUGGCAGAGUCCUAGAAGAAAAGCAGGGAGAAUGGAGACUCAAUUGCUCUGAAUGAUUGAAUCAAAGAGUCCUCUCAGAGCUUCUGUCAGGAUGAAAAAACGGCGCAGUAGUUGAAAGCAGGACAAAAUCAUCAGCCAAACAAAACCUCAGUGCACUGACAUGAAAGCUGUAUCCUGCAUGCACGAGCUAGUAUUAAUUAGAUAAUGAGACUUUCCUUCUGGAUAUUUUGGGGGUGGGGAACCAAGCUGCAAUUAGGUAAUUUAGGAUGUGAAGAAGCAAGCGAAUCUGGAAACAUCAUCUUGUCUGUGGUGACUGCAGUGCAGAAAACCCUCAGGCUUAUGGGCCAAAGCUCGCCUUCUCCUUCUCCUUCUCCUUCUCCUUCUCCUUCUCCUUCUCCUUCUCCCUCUCCCUCUCCCUCUUCCUCUUCCUCUUCCUCACUGGGCACCUGUAACUUCCCCUAUGGCUGUGUUACAGUCAACAAAGCUUUGUGAAGUAUCACUGCCAUUAUUCUACAUACAUUUAUGGCUUAGCACAAUGGGUGCCAUCUACCGUAUAUUUCUUGUAUAUUAUUUCCCUCCGACCUCAUUGCCAACAUUUCUUCCUUUCUCCCUCACUCCAUGUGGACCUGUCAGUUUAGGAUAAUCUUCACGCAUUUGAUGAAAUAGAUUCUAGUCCACAAUAAGUUACGCUUUUAUUCAUUUUUAAAAUGCGCACAAGACGCAUUCUGUUGCUUCUGCACUUCUUGUUAAAACUGCAUUUCUGUUUUGACACUCACAAACCAGUGCUUUUUAUUAUUCUCUCCCCACCACCAGGGUUUCAAAGAUCCUGUUUACCGGGCCAGAAGAAAGGAAUUUGCAGAUAUAGCUUACAACUACAGACAGUAAGUGUGCAAAAGACAACAAGGGACAAAAUGUAUCCUAAAAGUCAAUAUAUUAUCUGUGAUGAAAUGGUGUGUGGGGUUGGGGAGUGUGCUCUUUCUUUGGAUAAUGCUGAAAUAUGUCUGGGGCACUGAGGAUUUAAAUAUACAUAGCAUUGUGACGCUGGAUUGCCUCUACUUAACCAAUGCUGUCAAUGGGUCUCCAUUCUGACAAUGCAGCAGUCUUUUUGCAGAUAUAUUGUAGGAUUUGGUCAUAUAUAGAAGAAAGCCCUUCUGACUCAGUUAGAAAUGGUGAAUGUGAGUGUUGCAUAGUCCUCGCUGGUUCUUCUCCAAUUCUCAUGGGACGAUUACAAAAGUUAUACUGGGGCUUGGGUGCGAAUGAGGGGGAACAGGCAUCUGACCCUGUCCUCAAGGUAAGCUUAAAGGCUGAGGACCAGGAAGGAAGGGGAAGAAGAUGGAGAGGAAAUGGUUGUGUAGAGAGUGGGUUACUCCAAACCUGGUAUGUUUAGCCUGGAGAAGAGGAGACUGAGAGGAGAUAUGGUAGCCAUCUUAAAAUAUCUAAAGGGCUGUCACAUGGAGGAUGGGGGCAGGCUUGUUUUCUCCUGCUCUGGAGGGUAGGGCCCAAACCAAUGGCUUAAAGUUGCAAGAAAGGAGAUCCCAAAUAAAUGUCAGCAAGAACAUUCUGACAGUAAGAGUUGUUUGACAGUGGAAUGGACUCCCUCAGCAAAGGUUGGGUGGCCAUCUAUCAUGGAUGCUUUAGUUGGGAUUCCUGCAUUGCAGGGGGUCGGACUAGAUGACCAUUGGGCUCCCUUCCAACAUUUCUACAUUUCUAUGAUUCUGUGAACACCAAAGUGUGGCUUGAUGCUACAUAGAUGAGCCCUGUGUUCAUGCAUGUUCCCUCCUUCCUCCCCUCAUAUAUAUAUACAGUGGACACUCGGGUUAAGAACUUAAUUAGUUCCGGAGGUCCGUUCUUAACCUGAAACUGUUCUUAACCUGAAGCACCACUUUAGCUAAUGGGGCCUCCCACUGCCGCCGUGCCGCCAGAACACAAUUUGUGUUCUCAUCCUGAAGCAAAGUUCUUAAUCCGAGGUACUAUUUCUGGGUUAGCGGAGUCUGUAACCUGAAGCGUAUGUAACCCAAGGUACUACUGUAUUUUAAACAUUUCCCAACUCACUUCCAAAUGAACAACAAAUAAGCAUAGUUAGCCAUCUGUUCGGUGGGUGCACAGGCAGAGAUUCACACUACUGUUCAAGUGUGUUUCAUAACUAUAUGCUAACUUUAGUGUACUUUGUGAACUAUCCAAAGAAGGAUCACGAUGGAUAAAUGACUCUGUUUAACCUGUACCAUCACUUGCUGGCUGUCUUUGAGUAGAAAGGCAACUUAUUUUCCAUGGGUAGCAUAUACAAGAGGUUGAAUACCACCUACUUGAACACACAGAAUCAUCGAAUGGCAGAGUUGGAAGGGACCUUGAGGAUCAUCUAGUCCAACCCCCUGCAAUACAGGAAUAUGCAGCUGCCACAUACAGGGAUCAAACCUGCAAUGUUCUUAGGUGAAUGGUUUGCUGCUAAAUUAAAAGCGAGAUGGGGAAAUUGGAGCACUGCCAUGUGGACUCAGGGCUCAAUCACAGCACCAAAUCUGAACUGUCUGACAGUCCAGAUGAAAUUGGCCAGGAACCUUUUCACCAAACCAAUUCUUUCCCCCAAAGUGUUUAUUUUCCCUUGCUGACUUUCCUUUCCUCUCUGUGCUUAAAUCCUCCUUUGACUGCAUUUAUCCUAAAAUUGCAGCUUACCGGAAAUCAAUUGGAUUCAGAUGAGGACCAAGCUCUGGCCUCGCAAAGCUUUGUUAUUUAAUGGCACUCACAGCAUCAGAAGCAACUACAAAGCCCCAAGCGCCAAAUGAAGCAGUGCCUCUUAUGCUCCUGCCAUUAAACAGGGGAGAGAUGGGGAAUGCGCACAAUGUACAUUAAAGCAGAAGCUGUAAACAGCAUUGGAAUAAUUCAUCACUCGUGGUCUUGAUCUCAUACUCUGUGACUGUCAUUCCUUGUCCAGCUGCAUUGUGAAUUUUUUAAUGGCUUGCUUCCCCUCCACUGUUUUGCAUGGGAUGGGCUGAAGAGGCAAUAUUCAUCUAGAACUGAUUUUAUGCAGCACCUCUCUAAGGGGUCCUUGUGAACCUCUGUCCUGCUUCCACCAUCCCUUCCAUUGCCCCUUUACCCUUCUCUGCUGUUCAUGAGAGCCAUAGGCACUCCUGUCCUAGUUGCAGGUUUCCUUAGGGUGGGAUUCUCUUCAUAAAGAUGGCCACCAGCCAUCUUUCUCAUCAGAGGUGGAAGCCAGCAGGUACACUGGAUCUGCCCCAUCUUGGCUGCUCCCAAGAGCAGGACUCCAGUAUCACACCAAAGAAGUCGGCCAAGGCAGGUAAAUGCCAGGGCCCAGUGACCUACCUGUGUGAGUCUGUUGCUGAUUCCAAGCCCCUUGAGAGUCAUAGAAUCAUAGAGUUGGAAGAGACCACAAGGGCCAUCGAGUCCAACCCCCUGCCAAGCAGGAAACAAAGAGUGGCAGAUGGAUGUGAGUUCCUCACUGAUACCCAACUCCUCUGACCAUUGUGAAGGGCAAUGUGAAUGGACCUUGCAAACUCUAGAGCGGGAUACAUCUAGACCUGCCUUCACCAACUGGAUGCCCCCCAGGUGGUUUGGACUAAGGCCACACACACAGCAUACAUUUAAAGCAGAUGGCCACCCUCAAAGACUUCUGGGAUCUGUAGAACUAUAGAAUUGUGGAGUUGGAAGGGACCAUGAGGGUCAUCUAGUCCGACUCCCUGCAAUGCAGGAAUCUUUUUGCCCAGCAUGGGGCUCGAACCCACGACCUUGAAAUUAAGAGUCUCAUGUUCUACUGACUGAGCUGAGUACUUUGUGGAGGGGUAAGCUACAGUUCCCAAGAUUCUUUGGUGGAAGUCAUGUGUUUUCAGUGUGCUUUAAAUGUAUAUCAUGGAUGUGACUAUAGCUGCCAUGAGCUCCAGCCGACACACCAUGAUUUCCUGUUGAGCCUUAAAAGAGGCUCAGGUAGCAAUGUUAACAUGGAUAGAAGUGAUUUCUCCCCUUCAACCCUACCCUGCUUUCCCCCUCCUUUUAAAAAAUUAUCUCUGCAUAACCAAGGAAUGUAUAUUAUGAGAAUCAUUCAUAGUGUGCUUGCUUAUUAUGUUACUAUGUUGUAUACUGCCUUAUUUUGCUGUGAAGUGUCCCAGUGACCAUUUCUGGUGAAAAGCAGCAUAGAUAUCUCUAGAGAGAGAGAUGAUAGAUAGAUAGAUAGAUAGAUAGAUAGAUAGAUAAGAUAGAUUAAAGCAAGAUAUUGUAGAAGUUGUGAAAGUGAAAUGGUAGCAUUCCCAAGGCCCACACAGAAAAGGAUGGACAAUUUAGGAUGGCGCUCUGCGAGCCCCAUUUUUUUCCACCACCCUCAGGCCUCCCCUUCCCCUUCCCCACCUCACUGCCACCCUGAGCACUAGUCUAUUGAUCUUGGCAGCUUUCAAAUUGGUGUCUGGCGGUGCCUUAAGCCUCUGCUCUUUUCUCUGGGCCCAUGAAGGUGGCCUAAGGAUUAAUUAGAAAAGGUCAAUGCUAUAGAAACCACAGUGGUCCCGGUUCCCCCUCCCUCUAAUUCAAAAUCACGUUUAAAGCUCCAGAGAUCAAGGAGGACUGGUGCAGAGACACAGAAAAUUGCACAAUUAUUGGGGGGCUGCCAUCAGGCUCCGGCUAAAACGAAGGGGGUAGGGAAUGGUGGGGUAUCGCUUGUAUUUCGACAAAGAGCCUGGAGCUCUAGAAAUCCCUCGCAUUAUCCCAGCAGCGCCUCAAACCCUAUUAAAUUGCUGGAAAAGACUCUUUGAUUUGGGGAGGGCCGCCUGUCCAUUUUUGAAAUUAUUUUCUGAAGAAUCAGCCUCCCUCCGCUUUAAUGUCAAGGCAAUAAAGUGAAGCAGGUCAAAGGACUCCCUUCUCGUUCGAGGCAGAGCCAGACUGACAGCGCGCUAACUGUAUGGAGGGCAGAGACAGAUUUGCUGUUCCUGCUGAGCCAUUACCUCAGCUGACUCAGAGGGCCACAGAAUUUUAGGGCCAGGGGAGAUCUGAGGGGAAAGCUAAGACAGCCCCUUGAUCCUAUGGCCAGUCCUCUGCGGCUAUAGCAUGGCUUAUAUAUCAGAUCAGCGCUUAUCCAGAUUACGAGAGCUGUGUGGAGUGAGAACAGGACAAAAGGCCCAGUCUUGCUGCCUGUAGAAUGAGAAAUGAGGCGGGAGAUGGGGGUGCAUGUCGCUGUGGUUUUCGGAGCUGAAUGUGCUUGGUAAGAAGGGUCAGGAGUGCCAAAAUAUGGGGGGCAGCUAAACCCCAUCCCACAUAUUCAGUGACAAGACACGGUGCACACACACCAUUCAAUGACCACCAGCUUUUCAGGGGAGGGCAGCCAUCUCACAUCUGUUAUUGGGGGCCUCGGAGGGAUCUGGGCCUCUUGGAGUUGGCUGUGUCCAUGUCUGUGUUGUACACACAAGUCCCCACUUUCUUUGCUGGUAACAAGCUGCCUUUUGAGGGAUACUGUUAUUGUUUGGGGGGGCACAGUUGGCAUCAGCACCCAGAAUGCUUGCCAGGGGCCCAGCAGCCUUUUAGGGUCCACCCUGCCCCCCCCCCCAUUUAAAUGUAAUUCCCCAGCUUGGCAACUCCAGGCAGCAACAGGUAGCCAAAUCCAGCUGCCACUAGAAUUUCCCACAAUGCCUCCAUUGUGAAGGGAAAGGGGACCACUCUGAAUCACACCAGGUGGGUGCAGUCCUGAGGAGACCACAGAGGACAGCCAUUGCCAUUUCCUUCAUAGGGGUGGAAGGACACUAGCAACAUCCCUUCUCCCCUGAGAGGCUGCCAUCGAGGUGGCAUUCGGGUGGGGGGUUGCUAAGGAGGCAGCAGAACCUACCUCAAAGGAGCACACUGUAGAUGCAGGAGCUGCAGUGGGCGAGGCAUUUCUUGGAGGUCUGAUCUGCUGCCCCUGUGUGUCACCUUGCCUCACAAUUCUUUGACUCCAAGCUAUCCUUGCUUGUUUAUUUGUGCAUAAGGUCGGUGCUAUUUUCUACAAGAAAGAGUCACCUCAUGGCUGAGGUGGCCCAUCUUUUCGAGUCACAUUUGGAAUUUUGAGAAAGCGUUGUGGGUGCCAUGCACAAAAUGGCUGCCGCCGGGAUGUGGCUAAACACAAAAUGGCUGUUGUGGGGGCAUGGCAUAUCAUGAAAUGUAUAUUUGCUGAGACCUACAGGAAGUACCGGCGUUUCCAUGUGUUGCUCUGCUGAGCUGUAACCCAAGGUACCACUGUAUUAAAAAAAUUAAAAAAUACGUAUAAAGGUAUUUAUGUAGGUCUGCUUUGUAUGUACCUUGGUCAGUAAAGCAUGAGACUCUUAAUCUCAGGGUUGUGGGUUUGAACCCCCACAUUGGGCAAAAAGAUCCCUGAAUGGCAGGGGGUGGCCUAGUUGACCCUAAUACCUUCCAACUCAAUGAUUCUAAGUCUUAUAAUCUUCCAGAGAUGGGCAAGGAGCUCUGCACUCACUCAACAAAUAAGCUGGGCCCUUUGAGUGUGCUCCAUGCUAGUUGCAUGUGAAUGGAGCUAGAUUAGUACCUGUGUGUAUAACAUAUAAUAGGGACCCUGUCCUGCUUCUGGCGUUAAGGGGUUUCAGUAAGAAAGAGAAUAUAACCCUUGUUAGUGGAAAGAGUAGGGACGCGGGUGGCGCUGUGGGUUAAACCACAGAGCCUAGGACUUGCCAGAAGGUCAGCGGUUCGAAUCCCCACAACGGGGUGAGCUCCCAUUGCUCGGUCCCUGCUCCUGCCAACCUAGCAGUUCAAAAGCACCUCAAAGUGCAAGUAGAUAAAUAGGUACCACUCCGGUGGGAAGGUAAACAGCGUUUCCGUGCGCUGCUCUGGUUCGCCAGAAGCGGCUUAGUCAUUCUGGCCACAUGACCCGGAAGCUGUACGCCGGCUCCCUCGGUCAAUAAAGCGAGAUGAGCGCCGCAACCCAGAGUCGGCCAUGACUGGACCUAAUGGUCAGGGGUCCCUUUACCUUUACCUUUACAGGAAGUACCAGUGAGCACACUGGCACCUGCCUCACCAAGUUGUUGUGAUGAUUCAAGGGAGUCAGAUAUGUUUCCUUGAGGGCCUUGGAGGCCACACCUGCAAUCCCCUCUUCUAUACAGUGAUUAAAGGCACCUUAUUUGGUGCUGGUGUUAAUAGGAAUGGGGUGCAUUCAUGCAGUAGCUUUAAGCUAACUGCCUUUUCCUCUUUUUUUCUAGUGGGCAGCCAAUCCCCAGAGUGACAUACACCGAGGAAGAGAAGAGAACAUGGGGAACGGUCUUCAGGGAGCUGAAGACCCUGUAUCCCACCCACGCUUGUUAUGAACACAAUCAUGUUUUCCCUCUCCUGGAGAAAUACUGUGGCUAUGAAGAAGACAACAUCCCGCAGCUGGAAGAUGUCUCAAACUUCUUGAAAAGUAAGUAAAGGUGUGAAGAUCCAAUAUCCGACAUCGUCAACACAAUUGCUAUAACUGUGAUCCUAAUACAGUGGUACCUCGGGUUAAGAACUUAAUUCGUUCUGGAGGUCUGAAACUGUUCUUAACCUGAAGCACCACUUUAGCUAAUGGGGCCUCCUGCUGCCGCUGCGCCGCCGCUGCACGACUUCUCAUCCUGAAGCAAAGUUCUUAACCCGAGGUAAUAUUUCUGGGUUAGUGGAGUCUGUAACCUGAAGCGUAUGUAACCUGAAGCGUAUGUAACCCGAGGUACCACUGUAUUUGAAUGUACUAAGGCUGCAAUCCUAUCCACAUUAAAUCCAACGAUUCCCACAUUUCUGAAAAUUCAAUGGGAAUUAACUUCUGUGUAACCAUGCCUAGGAUUUUAUUGCAUAAAUGAUCCAUAAGUGAGAAGGGCUUUAGCUCAGUGGUAGAGCAUGUGGUUUGUACCCAAAAGGUCCCAGAUUCAAUCCUCAGCAUCUCUAGGAAGUAAUAAUAAUAAUAAUAAUAAAUUUUAUUUAUAUCCCGCCCUCCCCAGCCGAAGCCGGGCUCAGGGCGGCUAACAACAAUACCUUGGAGGACCUUGGAGAGACCUCUGUCUGAAAUCCUGGAGACCCCCUGCCGAUUGGUGUAGACCAGAGGUAGCCCAUGUGAUUCCCUCCAGAUGUUAUUGGACUACAACUCCCAUCAGCCUCAGCCAACACCACCAAUGCCCAGGGAUGAUGGGAGUUGUAGUCCAGCAACAUUUGGAGGGCACUACAUUGGCUUCCCCUGGUGCUGAGCUAGAUGGACCAAUGCUAAGACUCAGUAAAAGGCAGCUUCCUGCAUUUUGUACAAGUGCCAAAGUGAUUUCAACCAUCAAACCGAAGAAUUGUAGAGUUGGAAGGAGUCCCAAGGGUCAGCUAGUCCAACCCCCUGCAAUGCAGGAAUCUCAGCUAAUGCAUCCAUGGCAAAUGGCCACCCAACCAGUUUGUAAUGCAGAGCUCCGCUGUUCUUUAAAGGCUGCACUGGAUUCCGCCUGCGUCCUGUAGCUGGCCUGCUGUCUUCUCGAGAUUUUUUGGCUGGCUUGGCGUUCAGGGUGUUUCACUCUACUCAAUACAUCCGCCAUUCAUCGCGGCCAAUGUACACGCCAGAACCGUAAGUAAGCCAAUGAAGUGGAAGGCCACGUUUUGGUUUUUGUGGUUUGUUUGUUUUUUAAAUGUGCAUAGCACCUUAUGAAAUCAGGGUGGCCAAUAAAGGAAGAAAUAUAUCGGGUACAACAGAGGGGGCUGGUUUGCGUAACAUUUACAUGUGCUAAAUUUUAUGUAGAGAUGCAGGUUUAGAAAGAAUGGCUGUGAUUGAAAUAGAAGCACAACCCAUCUCACAGUAGUGGGAAAGGCUGGGGCCAGGUGAGGUGUGUACCUGCUCAGUCUGCGGUCCGGUUGCUGGCAGUGAUUGAUGGGCAACUUCAUGCCUUUUCUCCUUGUGUUCAAAGCGUGAACAGUGUUUUUCACACUCUUGAUCAAUUCAUACUGCUUUUCUUCUAGUGAUGUUUGCCACGAACUCCUAGGACAUGUCCCUCUGUUUGCUGAUCCCAGCUUUGCUCAGUUUUCUCAAGUAAGUAAAACCCUUUAAAAAAGAGAUGUCAACCGACAGACAACACCUUUCAGAAAAUAAUCAAAACGCAUCAUAUAGGAUCUAGAUAAACACAAACACUCCAGAUAUUGUUGCCAAAGGACUGAGCUUCUAGUAUUAAAACCAGCGCUGUUUUUCUAGAAAAAGAGGUGCUGGAACUCACUAUGAACACCUCCCUUGUUUUCUUAUAAUGGCAAUGGUGCUCACCUGAGAGGUGCGGGAACUGAGUUCUGGUGAGUUCUGGAUGAAAAAAAAAGCCCUGAUUAAGACUGAAAUCCAAUAUAGUACACACUUCCCCCAGGGGGAAACACAGCAAACUAACUUUUCAUUUGCUUCUGAAAUGAAAUGCUUUGUUUGUGGAUUGUGCCUUAAUAAACUUGCACAAUAUGUUCACUACUGAUUUUUGUGGUGGGUAUGCUCCUGAAUAGAGACUCAAACUAUCUUCUUUGAUUGUGUCACUUAGACUUAAAUCACAUUUUGCAUGACUGAGAUUCAGUAACAUUUCAGAAUUUAAAUUAGAUUUUUUUCAAAAAAUGAGUUUUUGCUCGAUCUUUAAAAGUUGCCUCAUUAAUGUUAUGUUGUUGUUAUCAUCAUUGUCACUGAUUUAUUAACCACCUGCUAUACAACCAUCUCAAGGCGAUGUACAUUGAAACCGUUAAAAACACAAGCCCUAUCAAUAGGAGAAACUUUCAGAAGGGGUAAGGCAGUCUCUCAGAUAACCUGGUCGUGAGCUGUAUAGGACCUUAUAUGUUAGUACCAACACCUUGAAUUUAGUUGUAAUGCUAUCAGCUAUGAGAACUACAUACUUUUACACUUUGAGUUUUCGUCUUCCUAAAACCCACCUACCUAUAUGAACGCAUAACGAUUCAUAAUCAGGAGGGGAGUGGUGGAAUUAUUCAUUAAUAACUAAGUAAGAAAGUCUCCUUAAUUUUUUUGCCCAAAUUAAUUUUGGCUCUUUUGCUUCCCACACAAAACAAACAAACAAACAAACUGGGGGUGGGGAAUGCUUUUUAGAAAAAAGAACAACUGAAAACAACCAUCUUUCUUUUUUAUAGGAAAUCGGAUUGGCUUCUCUGGGUGCUCCAGAUGAAUACAUUGAGAAACUUGCUACGGUAACUUUAGAAUUCAGGGGCCAUCCGCCCCCCCCCCCCAGUUUGAUCCAGCUCCAGAUUCAGAAUGACAGUUCCAGGCUCAGUGGGUGCAGAAUGCUCUUGAAAUCCCCCUGUAAAAUAAUAGUUUCAUUUUGUAGACAGAGAAAAUGUUUAAAAUAUGGACUAUUAUAUUGAUCUAGUUUAAGGCCAAAAUCUUAAACAAACAGAAAAUGCCAGGCAUUUGAACUCUGAGCCCUUCUGCAUGCAGAUCAGAACCUGAGAUCUGGGUCCUUUGGCCAGAUGUAGAGCAUGUGCUCUGUUGCUGCUGCGUGGCCUCUCUCUUCCGUCUCCUGUUAGUCAAUGUGGCGACUUCCAGAUGUUGCUAAACUACAAAUACCAUUAGCCCUAGCUAGCAUGGUUGAUGGCCAAAGAUGAUGAGAGUUGUAGUCCAGCAACUUCAGCAGAGCACCAUAUUGGUUAUGCCUGCCGUGGCUUAAAUGUGGCCUCUGUUCUUGCAGAGCCUGCCACUCUGAUUGCAAUAUACCGCAACCUGCGUAUUAGCAGUUGAUCUCUGGAAUGGACUUCUUCCUUCUACCUCGAUGAUGUUCUCAUUUGGGGGAUGGGCUUCAACAUUAGGAUUCCUUUAUCUUUAAUAAUUGCGCAGAGUUUUGGCAGGUCAUGCGUGUCCAUUCCCAGUGCUUUAGUCAUGGACAACUAAUUAUCCUUCCAUAUCCUGGUUGCAAAAUGGAAGUGGUGAUGAGCUGUCUGUUGGAAAGCAGAGGUUUGAGAAACCGCACCUGGCAGAAUACCUUCAUAUAUGAAAUGAUAAAGGUUCUGAACCCCCAAGUUUGAAAAUUUGGCCAUCCCUGUAGUUUUCCAUCAUGGUACCUGCCCACCCUUUAUUUGGCUCAUAGCCACAUUAAUGGGAUCAUCUGGGAGUUCAUGCACAAGAAAUAUAAUCUUUCCACUUUCCUUUAUGCCAGGUUUAUUGGUUUACUGUGGAAUUUGGACUGUGUAAAGAAGGCAAUGAGAUAAAGGCAUACGGAGCAGGGCUGCUGUCGUCAUUUGGAGAAUUACAGGUAUGAAUCCACAGUUGUUCCUAUUUCUGAAAAUCAAACCUUGUAUUUCAAUUUAAAAGUACGUAUAAAGGUAUUUAUGUAGGUCUGCUUUGUAUGUACCUUGGUCAUUAAAGCAUAAGACUCUUAAUCUCAGGGUUGUGGGUUUGAACCCCUACACUGGGCAAAAAGAUCCCUGAAUGGCAGGGGGUGAGCUAGAUGACCCUAAUUCCUUCCAACUCCAUGACUCUAAGUCUUAUAAUCUUUCAGAGAUGGGCAAGGAGCCCUGCACUCACUCAACAAAUAACUUGGGCCCUUUGAGUGUGCUCCAUGCUAGUUGCAUGUGAAUGGAGCUAGAUUAGGACCUGUGUGUAUAACAUAUAAUAGGGACCCUGUCCUGCUUCCGGCGUUAAGCGUUAUCAGUAAGAAAGAGAAUAUAGCCUUUGUUACUGGAAUGAGAGAGCAGGGCCUGCAACUAAACAUUGUAAUGAGAACAUCAGAAGAGCUGGAGGCUCCGCUAGGGGCGCCUUGGAAGAUGGCCGACAAUACCAUCUCUCCAGCUCACUCAAGGUAAUUAAGGGGCUGAUAUGGGAGUAAUUCAGCCUCCCGUUUUUCUCCUCGGUGUAAGGGGAGAUGCAGCCACGUCCGCGGUUGCCCAUAAAUCACCCCCGAGUUCGAAAGAAGGAGGGGGUGAGGGCACUGGACGGAAAGCCCUCGAGCGAGCUCGGAUCUCCCAGACGCUGUCUCCGAGAGCGAUCCUAGUUGCAUUUCUUAAGAUAAACAAUUGGAAAUAAGAAUCAUCACACAUGCUUCGAGCAAAGAAGGGUUUUUUUCAGCUGCUAAUUAAAUCUGCCACUGAGAAGUUAAGAGUGAUGGAGUGGACUGGAGAUAACAUCAAAGAAUAACAUCUAUGCCAGUAUGUUGAAACGGAAUGGAAAGGAGGGGGGGACUUUCUCUUUUCUUAUUAUGAUAUUACCUAACAACACCCCCCCCCCCCAGAAGAACCGUCAAAACGACCUAGAACAGAGAUUGGAAAAAUAACUGUGUGGAAAUGAAAAUAACAAGUAAAGCCUUUGUUUGUUGGAAUAUCUGGGAAGAAAAUAAAAGGCUCUCUAUGAUGCAGUUUUCAACCGGGAUCCGCCAUUAUGAGACAGACUAUGUUGCGAGAUUAAUAGCCAUAGGGGGAGGCAAGCCUUCACUCUGUUAUCAUGUUUGUACUCUAAGAUUCCAGGCAUAUCUCCUCUGGAAAGGCUAAUUUAUGGUGCAACUUGUCUGGGAAAAUUAAAGAGCAAACGCCUAGAUUCUAUUUCAUUGGAGCUGGUAAAAAAUGGUGUCUGCCACUCGAGGAAGACUUUUGGAUCCGCGUGUUAAGAUUUACUGCAAACAAAAGACUUACCAGUUCUAAAAGAAAAAGAAAACGGGAGAGCCUUAUAAAGUUCACACAGAAGUAUAAUAUUGUUUAUUUUAACUCGUCUGUGGAAACAACUCAGAGGCUAUUAAGAAGAAAAAGGAUAACAUCAAGAAGAAUGGAAGAUGGGACUGGUGAACAUUAAAAGCAGCACAAAUAUGAGAUGAUCAGACCCUACUGAACUCGAAGCAUGGGAACCCCCAACAAAAUUUAUAAUUUGGCAAAAUAUUUGGAUUUUAUGAUUUGUAUUGGUAUAAUUUGGAAUAAUUAAUGUGAUAUGAUUGGAUUGUUUAAUGGAAAACUUAAUAAAAAUUAUUAUAUAUAUAAAAAAAGAGAACAUCAGAAGAGCUUGCUGGAUGAUGCCACCAGGGGGCACACAUCUAGUCAAGCAUCCUGUUCUCACAGGGGCCAAGCAGAUGCCUACAUAAACAGGACUUGAGCACAACAGCACUCUCCCCUCCUACGAUUUCCAGCACCUGGAAUUCAAAAGUAUACUAUCUCCAACAGUGGCAAUAGAACAUGGCAAUCAGGGGCCCUCUCCUGUUUUUCUCUUCUAACGGUUGCUCUACAUUCCAUGGAUCUGAACACAAGAACCUAAGAAGAGCCUUACUGAAUCAGACCAAGGGCCCGUCUAGUCCAGCAUCUCGUCUGUCUGUUCUCACAGUGGCCAACCAGAUGCCUGUGAGAAACCUUUAUGCUGGGUGUGGGUUGGCUGCGAUUCUCAGCAACUGGUAUUCAGAGGCAUAAUGCCUCUAUCAGUAGAAGUAGAAUGAAGGCUGCUCAGUCCUGGGUAGACUGGUCCUUGUUUUUAUAAAGAUUUUUGUCUCCUUGUUUUGUUUUGUUUUGUUUUGUUCUGAUUUCUUGAACUUCUGUGAACCUCAGGCCUGCUGAUAUUUCCCUCCUGUUUGCUAACCAUCCUUGUGGCACUUACCACAAGGAGUUUGCUGCUAGAAAUAAUAAUUAGAGUUAAAAAGCUUGUCCUUCUGUUGUAUGACAGUAAUAAUAAUGAUACUAAUAUUUAUAAUAUAUUGGUCAUUUUAAUUUUAAUUGUAAACUGCUUCGAGGUUUUACCACAUGAAGGAAUAUAUAACCUAUCUGCUUUUUUUCUCUUUAGUAUUGCUUAUCAAACAAGCCUGCCAUUGAACCUCUCAAUUUGGAAAGGACAGCAGUUCAAAAAUAUCCUGUCACCGAAUUCCAGCCCAUUUACUAUGUUGCUGAAAGUUUCAAAGAUGCAAAGCAAAAGUUAAGGUAAUAAUUUUACCUCCAUUAGGAUUUGGUUGGAUCAUUCAGUGUCCCUCUGUGUGUGCAUAAUACAGAAAUUUCACAGAGGUCAGUGCUGCAUCUUGAAACUCACCUGCCAGACACCCUGGGAAUUAAAAACUUUUGUAUGAAAUGAAUAAAUCAACAUUUAUCUGUAGUUAAUCUAAACUGGUGUUAGAUAGAAAAUGCCACCUGGAAGAGUGGGGAAAGAACAUGUUGACUGGGGCUAGAAAUGUGAAGCUAUGGGCAGAAGGUAGAAUAGCAAAAUGAGAUGAAAAUAUACAAUGCAAUCAUAUGCAUGUGUACUCAGAGGUCAGACCUACUAAGUUCAGUGUUGCUUACUCUCAGGAGACUGGGUAUAAGAUAGGGCUGCCAUUCAUCCUGAUUUUCCAGGACAUGUCCUCGAAUUUGCCUCCAAAAAUGGCAUCCUGGAUUAUUUUUCAGAAAUCGGGCAUGUGUCCUGGAAAACCAGCAACGGGGGUUAAAUUGUACCGAAAAUGCCGUAAGAAGCUCCAAAACUCAAAAAAUGUUGUAGCUUUUACUUUAAAAAGCUCAACAAUUUUUGGGGUGUCCUGGUUUUUACUUUUUGAAAUACGGCAACCCCAGAUAGGAUUGCAAUCUUAAUCUUCCAUCCCAAAUCAAGGGAGGGGCCUUGAUCCCUUCUCAAGACAUGUGUCUCUGCGAAGGGCUUGCUCAGCUGAAGAGCAGGAUGCAAAUUAUUCACUCAAUCAGUAUAUUAAUCCAUAAACAAUGCAACAAAGUUUCUGUUUUCUCCUUUAGGAAAUAUGCCUCAACAAUUUCCCGUCCGUUCUCCGUCCGUUACAACCCGUACACUGAGCGGAUUGAAGUUCUGGACAACACAAAGCAGCUCAAGAAUUUAGCUGAUGCCAUCAGCAGUAAGUAACUGUAUUUUAAUAUACAACGAUUUUCCUUUGAAAAUACCCAAACCCUGAGUUCUUUAUGGGUCUGGCUCAGUGUCCACAGAGAACUCUUGCACAUCUGUUUUUGCCCCAUUAGUUUUAAUGGAGCCUACAGAUCCUGCUGCACACUAAGAGAUUUGCUGUGGUUCAGGGACUGGGAGUCAAAACAGGUCAUCUCAUUGCAGGGGACAAAUCUGCCUCACUGAACAAAACAUAGUUAGGUGCAGUGGAAAGCGCAUUGUGUAUGGAUGUGGUCUGAAGAAUUUCAUAAAGUGUUGAAACUCAGAGGUGGGGAUGAAAAAAGGGGAAUAAACAGCUGAUACUGCUGUAUCUUUUGCAUGAUUUUUUCCCCUGCACCAAUAUAUACAUGUUGAAAACCCUGCAUCAGUAAAAGCUUAAUGGCAUGUAGGUAUUUUCAGAGAAGUGGAAGGAGCUAACUCCUAGGGAAAUCUGUUCCACAGUCCAAAAAGUCUCUUGGGGAGUUUUAACUAAUAUUUCGCCAAAAUCCGGUUGCCUGCAAUGCCAAUCCCUAGCUCAAGCCUUGCCAUAUAUCUGUUUGCUGGGAUAUGGCAACAAAUCUGUAUGCCAGGAUACCACUACAAAUUUCAUUCAGUGCCAGAUUUCUGUAAUUUCCCAAGUUGAAUGGGCUAACAAAUGGAUUUUUUAACAGUGAAAUGAGGGCUAGACUUCUGCUAGAUUCCAGAUAGGGCUCAUUGGGGAGGAAGGGCAGGACAUAAAUGCAGCAAAGAGAUAAACAGAGUCAAGUAGGCUGCGCUCAUGCCUGAUGAUGCCGUUCUCCCUCCUUGUAAAUGCAAUGCUCUUCUUCAUCCUAUAUCACAUUAUCAACAACAUUCAUUGUUUUAAGACUUCUUGGGUGCCAGUACAUUCAGUUUGUGCCCUCUUGGCUCCUUCUGUUUGGCUGGCUUCUGCAGAGUGCAGGAUUUGGACUGAGGAGACCAAGAUUCAAAUCUAUGCAGAGCCACCUGUGUCACUGAGUCUACCUAGUGCCAUUGAGGUGAUAAAAUGGGAAUGACUCCAUUGUGCUCUACGGAUGAAGGGUUGCAUAUAAAACUGUAGCAAAAGAAAGAGCAAAACAGAAGACUGACUUCCUUAAUUUCUUUGCAGAUGAGUUGGGACUUCUUUGCAACGCUCUCCAGAAGAUCAAGUGAAGAUGCUCUCAGAUGCCUUUUGAUGGCUCCAAGAGCCAUGGGGGGACUGUACUGGACAGUGAAACAAAUAUCAAACUUUUAAAAAACAAAUGAAGAAAGUCUACCAAUAACUAAUAGCAUGUAGAAAUGUGUUACAUAUUUAAUGUGCUUGUCAUCGCAGUUAUAAUAAAGGCAGGUGAUAGUUUAGAUGUCUGUAAUCUCCAUUUAUAUCAUAUGGCACAUGCAAAAGGUCUCAGCAAGUUCCCCUGCAAAAAUCCACAGCCAUGAAUCUCAUGGGAAGUUUCAUGGGGGGGGGGUUGGCUCCAUAAGAGAAAUGGGAAGAGCUCUGAGAUAGAGUGGGACAACCUAGGAGAGGAUCCGAGCAGGAUGGGGGAGGUGAAACUGGGACCCUAGGAAGUGUCUGAGCCUGGGGAGGGGGCCAGUGGUCUAGGGAGCGGAGAGCUGGCUCCAGUGGCUGAGUGGGUUAACAGAAUAAUUUUUCCACCUUGUGCCAUUGGACACCCCUAGUACAUAAGAGCAUCCUGCUUGUUGGAUCAUCAGCAUCUUAGCAUGCACUUAGUCAUGCUAUACCUCUUAGGUACCUACUGCAUCUUAUAACUUGUGCCUCCCCUAUGGACCAAUCUGAUUUAUACAUUAAAGUCUUGGGUGGAAACACAGCUGGGAAUUUAAGUGGAUCUUUUGGCAGUGAAGCCCCAGACAUAUGCUGCCCAGAGUCCUUUGUUUUGUUGUUUAGGGUGCCACCCAUCUUCAUCCAGGAGUUCACAUGCAAAGCAUGGUGGGGGCUGUUCUCCAAAUUUAUUUUCCACCAUCCACCUUCAGGAUGCCUGUGAAUGCCGGUGAUUGGGCAUCGCAUGUGGGCAGAGCACUGUUGCGCUCAUGACCUCUCUGUGGGCUUCUGCUCAGCCACAGUGAGAGCAGGAUGCUGGACUAAAUGGGCUUCAGUCCCGACUCAGCAGGCUCUUCUUGUGUCCUUAACCUGUACGCAGCUUCAUGCAGUUUAUUUUUCUUUGAAAUGACAAUCAAUAAAUUGCUAGGUAAUACACAGCGAUAGCCUCACCUGCAACUUUUAUUUCUCUCAGCUUUUUCUGUUUAAAUUACUUGGCGUUCUUGUUUGUUUGUUUGUUUGUUUGUUUAUAUCAUCGUUUAAAGCUGUUUGCAAUGCUAUGCUAAAGCUGAUUAUGUGAUUUUGAACCAUCAAUAAAUUACAAUUUUU